Trichoderma aggressivum f. europaeum is the source of this 2598-nucleotide messenger RNA. RefSeq lists its product as uncharacterized. Gene Ontology annotation, molecular function: methyltransferase activity. Bases 1 to 2598 code for a protein of 865 amino acids. NCBI's taxonomy places the organism in Eukaryota, Fungi, Ascomycota, Sordariomycetes, Hypocreales, Hypocreaceae. The transcript is spliced from 10 exons. The record is from RefSeq and is a predicted model, not a curated record.
AUGUCCUGGACCAAACGAUCACAAGAAGUAUUAUACAGAGACUUCACUGAGAAGGCUGCAAGCGAGUCUCCGAGCAUAAGCGAAAGGCCUUGGAGCCUGGAGACCUGGGAUAUAUCAGAAGAUGGGCAAUUGCGCGAGUAUGUCCAGAACACCGUACGCCGUCUCAAUGGCAGGCCACAGCUCAGAAUCGUUCGGAGAAGUGACGAAAACAACGGGUUCAGUUCCUGGUUCCGAUUCUCGUAUGCAUCGACUGCAUCAGCUGGAACUGAUGACGAGUCGCCUGAUGGAGAAGAUGAUGCGACCGAGUUCUCUACGACAGCUGAUAAAUACCCAGAGAGGGAAUCUUCCUUCUUUCUUCAAGCUUCAGCUGAUACCAGUGUAACACUGAGUCGGGCAUGGAGUGAUGUUGCAACCAAUCCGCAGAUAUUGUUUGAUGUUGCACUUGAGGGACUGCACGAAGAAGUUGAUGAUACAGCACGGAAGAUUGAGGAGGAAUUUGAGCCGUUAGAAAAGUCCAUCGUUCAGCUCACAGGCUCUGAGGGCAUGAUAUCAAGCCCAAGAACACAGCAUGAAGAAUUAUACUUGUUUGCGAGGCAUACAACAGAGCUUUCAAGAGCACUUGAGUCUGCAUUAAUGAUCACUGAGGGUGUUCUUAUGAAUGCCAGCACCAGCAUCCCUUCAACAGCAACCUCUAUUGACAAAACACCAUCCCCCCCGAGUAACACCAGCAGUAAUCGGCGGCCUCUUGUUGACUUACAGCUAAAAGAGUGCCUAGAGUAUCGCCGCACACUCUUUCGCUCAACCCAGCUACGACUGUCCCACCUUCAAAGGCGAAUCGAAGCCGCAGCUGCUCUAGCAUCAAACUUGGUAUCGCAACAACAGUCCGCAGCAGCCAUACAAGGCCCAGUUUCGAUGAAGCUCAUCGCGGCUUCGAUUCUGAUAUUCUUGCCCACAAUCACCGUUGCAACCAUUGCAGGAUCGGGGCUACUACUAUCGGAACAACUAGACGAAGAAGGCUCAUGGGACGUCAGCGCAACACCGUUGUUCUAUCUGCUGUGGCCACCACACGCAUACAUACAAGUAGCUUCGAAUCCCAUCACAAGACGAGAGUCGCUUAAUGGAAGCCCAAAACCGCGCCGGUCCUUGAAUCGCCAUCCAUCGCUUAGCCACAAGGGAAACGAACGGGCUGAGUUCAGCUGCCGCCAGCAUUCCGUCCCAGCAUGCUCCAUCUCCCCCGGUCGCCUAUUCUUCAAUCUCCACGGAUCGGACUCGGGACGGAUCGAGGCGGUUCUUGUUCGUUAUCACCGAUCAGUCGCUCUCCUCGAUAGCGCGGCAUACACAACGUUGACGACAAGACAUCAAGUCACCACUUACAACUACAACCACGACGACGACGACGACGACGACGACGACGACGCUGUUCGGUUGACACACACACACACACACACACACACACACACACACACACACGCAAUGGGAGAUACCACACGCGAAGAAGAGCGGCGGCGGCGCAGUGCCAGUGCUGGUAAGGCGCCAGCAACAGACUCAGACCCGGAAGCUAAGGUUGCAGAGCCUCGAAAGCCCUCCAUGAUGGUGUCAGGAGAUCCUCCUAACAUCGAGGAACAGGAUCCACCGCUUGAUGCGACAGACAGCGACGACGCCGACGGCGGCGACGACGACGACGAAUUCGAUGGCACCGAUACGCAAUCUGCCGAGUCUGUCACUGUACGGAGUAGCAUAUGGGAGCAUGAGUGGGAGGGAGGACGAAGGUAUCAUCACUAUCGCCACGGUCGCUAUCCCCUACCAAACGACGAAAUCGAGCAGGAGCGAGAGUAUCUGAAACAUGUGAUACACAUGGAACUCGUCGGCGGCAAGAUGUUCAACUCUCCCAUUGCGCCGAACCCACAACGAAUACUGGACCUUUGCACCGGCACAGGGCUCUGGCCAGUGGCGGUUGCCAAAAUGUAUCCAAGCGCCGAAAUCGUCGGCCUCGACCUCAGCCCGAUCCAACCCCUCAUGGUCCCCCCGAAUGUGCGGUUCCUAGUCGACGACGUGGAGGAUGAAUGGAUGGAUCGCGGCGGCUACGAUUUGAUCCAUCUGCGCCACUCAUGCAUCUACUUGAAGGACGUGGACAAGAUGAUAAGGAACAGCUAUUCCCACCUGAAAGAAGGCGGCUGGUUGGAGAUUACAGACUACUGCAGCUUCCUCCGAUGCGAUGACGGCACGAUGCCCGAGAACCACCCACCGGCGCAAGUCGCCAUGAUGAUGCACCAGGCCCUGUCGAGAUACGGCAUGAACGCCUAUGUCAUCAACGAGCUGGAAGACAAAUACAAAGCCGCGGGCUUCAAGAACAUCCAAUGCCGAGUAAUCAAGACGCCCCUCGGCGCUUGGCCCAAGGAUCCCCACCAGCGUGAAAUAGGAAUCCUCUUCCGCGACGCCAUCAACGAGCUCGUCGGCGCCCUCGCCGCCAAACCUCUCAGAACGCUAGGAUGGGAUGACACCGAGCUGGAAGUCUAUCUCGCAUCCGCACGGAAAGCUCUCUGGGAUAAAAGAGUGCAUUCCUACGCCAACUUCAUCUCUUGGUGGGCACAAAAGUGA